CGGACGGCUUUCCGAAGCGCCGGAACUGCAGGGUCUGGUCGUGGGCACGGCGGAGCGGUCCGUCGCGGGACCGGUCCCCCUGCGUCGCGCUGCGCUCGGGCACACGGCGCCAUGAGGCUGGCCUCGCGCGCCCUGUGCGGCGCCGCCGGGGCCGCCUGGCGAGACAGCUUCCCCCUGGGCGGUCGCGACGUGGCGCGCUGGUUCCCGGGACACAUGGCCAAGGGGCUGAGGAAGAUGCAGAGCAGCCUGAAGUUGGUGGACUGUAUCAUCGAGGUCCAUGACGCCCGGAUUCCGCUUUCAGGCCGCAAUCCUCUGUUUCAGGAAACUCUUGGGCUCAAGCCUCACGUGCUGGUCCUCAACAAAAUGGACUUGGCAGAUCUGAAAGAGCAGCAGAAAAUUAUACAACACUUAGAAGGAAAAGGCCUAAAAAAUGUUGUUUUUACCAACUGCGUAAGGGAUGAGAAUAUCAAGCAGGUCAUCCCGAUGGUCAGAGGGCUGGUUGAGAGCAGCUACCGUUAUCAUCGAGGAGAGAGCCUGGAGUACUGUGCCAUGGUGAUCGGGAUCCCCAACGUGGGCAAGUCCUCACUCAUCAACGCGCUGAGGAGACAGCACCUGAGGAGAGGAAAAGCUACGAGGGUGGGCGGCGAGCCUGGGAUCACCAGAGCUGUGAUGUCUAGAAUUCAGGUGUGUGAGCGGCCACUGAUGUUCCUGCUGGACACUCCUGGGGUGCUGGCCCCUCGGAUUGCAAGUGUGGAGAUGGGCCUGAAGCUGGCUCUGUGUGGAACCGUGCUGGACCACCUGGUGGGGGAGGAGACCCUGGCCGACUACCUUCUCUACACUCUCAACAGGCACCAGCUCUUUGGGUGAGUGCAGGGUGGGGGCAGGCGGGCUGUCCUCUCUCUCCUCCUGGACAAACGUCUUUAAGGAAAAUAGCAUUAACGUAUUAUUAGACAAAUUCUGCACAUUAUGUGCAGUGUGCAGUUUGACACGUUUGACUCCUAUGCAGUCAAGAAAGCCCCCCAAUUUCUUGUGUUCUUUGGGGAUUGCUCCUCCCUACCCUUUCCUUCUCCCAUUUUACAGACGGUCCCCCAGCCCCAUGUGCCACACCCUGGCGGCCAUCUGCCUUCUGUCCCUUCCUCGAACAUCCUAGGGAUGG
Molecule: messenger RNA, 1156 nt
Organism: Ailuropoda melanoleuca (giant panda)
Lineage: Eukaryota; Metazoa; Chordata; Mammalia; Carnivora; Ursidae
Gene: MTG1
Product: mitochondrial ribosome associated GTPase 1
Exons: 9
Coding region: 112-867 (251 amino acids)
Biological process (GO): mitochondrial translation
Cellular component (GO): mitochondrion
Molecular function (GO): GTP binding; GTPase activity
Source: RefSeq, a predicted model, not a curated record